AUGGACAAUGCCCCCAAAACCGUCACCAGUUUUGUGCGCUCAGUGCAGCUGGUCAAGGUCGACGGCUUCAGCUUGACGUGGAGCGUGGGCAAGGACGGUCACAUCAAAUCCAGAUGGAGCUUCGAUGGAUACGAUUGGGAAAUCCGUGUUUAUCCUGAUUGGAGCUCCGCUGUACUAGUGGAGCUUGCCUUUCUCAGCGAACCCCGCAGGGCCAGUGUGAAGCGUGCCUUUCUCAGAAAAGCUCGCAGGCCCAGUGUGAGGGUCGUUCUAGGCUGCCGGUUGGUCGAUCCGACGGGGAAGCUUGAGCCAUCCAUGGAAGUUAAUGAGCAGGGGGUGUUCCGCCGUCCCAAAGAAUGCAUCACUAAAGUCUUGAUCAAUAGAAGUUCGCUAGCAUCAUCAGGCUAUAUUAGGGGCAAUUCUUUUACUGUGCAAUGCACCAUUGACGUUCUCAAGGAAGUGCCGGCAACGGACCCGAUCAAAGAAGUGCCAGUGCCAUGCUCAAACUUGCACCAACACCUCGCUGAACUCCUGCAGAGCAAGACGGGGGCAGAUGUCACUUUUCUUGUGUCUGGCAAGUCUUUUACUGCUCAUAAGAACAUACUGGCUGCAAGAUCUCCUGUUUUCAUGGCCGAGUUCUUUGGAGACAUGAAGGAGAAGUGUGCGGGGCAUGUGGAGAUCAAGGACAUGCAAGCUGCGGUAUUCAAGGCGCUACUUCACUUCAUCUACACUGAUACUGUGCCUGAAUUCGAUGAGACGGGCAAGGAGGUGAUGGUGUUAGCUCAGCACUUGCUUGCAGCUGCUGAUAGGUACAGACUGGACAGGCUCAAGGUGAUCUGUGAAAGCGAGCUCUCUGGUGGCAUCAGUGUUGACACGGCAGCGACAUCUCUGGCUCUAGCCGAGCAGCAUAAUUGUCCACAGCUCAAGGCGAAGUGCGUCCAGUUCAUCAUUAGGAAUCGUGAGGUUCUUGAUGCUGUGCUGGCGACGGAGGGGUACAAGUAUCUGGCGGCAAGCUACCCUGCGGUGUUGUCUGACCUUCUCAAGUCAAGUCUAAGUGUGGGAGAAAGCACAAGCACUGAUGCAUAUAGUUAG
Messenger RNA from Triticum turgidum subsp. durum (durum wheat), 1089 nucleotides. The record is from the annotation of a GenBank genome assembly. NCBI's taxonomy places the organism in Eukaryota, Viridiplantae, Streptophyta, Magnoliopsida, Poales, Poaceae.